Gigantopelta aegis is the source of this 3848-nucleotide messenger RNA. RefSeq names its product transcription factor Sp3-like. The coding region runs from base 71 to 2380 and encodes 769 amino acids. Gene Ontology annotation, biological process: regulation of transcription by RNA polymerase II. Lineage: Eukaryota; Metazoa; Mollusca; Gastropoda; Neomphalida; Peltospiridae. The transcript is spliced from 8 exons. The record is from RefSeq and is a predicted model, not a curated record. Gene Ontology annotation, molecular function: RNA polymerase II cis-regulatory region sequence-specific DNA binding; DNA-binding transcription factor activity, RNA polymerase II-specific.
GAAAUUCAUACGCAAGCUGACGCCAGAGAUAUUUGUGGCAGGUUUUGACGAAAAACAAAAAUGAAAUAAAAUGUCUAGCGUUCAAGUCCGAAAAUCAAAUCAAGAGUACGUAGUCCCGGCUAGUGUACCACAAGAUGCACAGCCGUCCCCGUUAGCCCUCCUCGCAGCCACGUGCAGCAAGAUUGGGGCGCCCCCUCCCACCGACGACGCCUACAACCAGGGAGGGUCCCAAGCCAUCCGUGUGAUUGUCCCAGGGCAAACCAGUGGCGGUGAGGUGGUACAGGCGCCGAGCUGGGUUCAGCUUCCGCAAGGGGCGCUGGUAGAUCCAUCGUCGUCCAGUAAUGGCGGAAAGGCAAACGGAACGAGCGCCGUCGCCAACAUGCCGGCGGCAGGCCUUCUCCAGCAAGCUCCACCCCAAAUCAUGGUUUCCGUCGGACCAGGUGGGAACAUUUCGUACAGCAUCAUGCCUUCUUUUCAGACGGUAACCAUUGACGGGCAAGAGGCGCUGUUUAUUCCAUCGACGGGAGGGGCGGUGGGGAACCAGGCUUUGGUGGCCCAACAGAAUAUCACUGGACAGACCUUGAUAACCCCAUCGGGACAGUUGGUGAGGACUCAGGGAAUUUCAGGGGGGAAUGUGAUCCCCACCAUGGGAUUCACCAAUCUUCCAGGGAAUGUGGUCAACAUAGGUGGGAAUCUCGUCAGCCUUGGUGGGGUCCAGCAGCCCCCCAUUCAAGUCCCUAUGCAGCAGAUCACCAAUCUGGUCCAGAUCCCCGUUUCUGUUAACGGACAGACGGUUAACACGUUGCAGGCGAUUCAGGUCCCGUUGCAGACAUUUCAGACGAUGCAGGCCCCCGUUCAACAGGGUGCAGCCAACACCGUCACUCAGAGCAUUUCGCAAGUCAUGACAUCGGCAUCGGCACACCAAAACCAGCCUGACGACUCGAUGAAAAGUGACGACAAAAACAUUGCUCAAACGCUGGCCCAAUCUCAAACCUCGAAUUCUGUCCAGAACAUUUUCCAAGGUGGCCAGGCCAACACUAGCUUUGCGCAGAUUGCCAUGGGGCCGAAUGGCGUCCCGACUUUGAUUCCAGUUGGCGGGAAUGUCCUCAACACGGGCGCAACACAGAUUGUUAUUCCAUCAUCUCAGUCAUCUGCUGUUGCACCACAGACUUCGUCUUCAUUCGCAGUUGCCUCAUACCCGCAGAGUGGUACGACUACUGCAACUACUAUGACAUCGUCAUCCGCAGCCUCCACGCAGUCGCAGACACAAGGGAAUGUGAUGGCGACGAUCCUUACACCCCAGAUGAUUCAGGGAGUCGGGACGCAGGGCAUCGGCGGACUACAGAUUGCGGGUCACAGUCAAGUGAUGCCGCAGAAUCUGUGGCCUCAAGCUGUCAACCUCGGCAGCAUUAGACCAUCAAACAUUCAGACAAUUCAGGUCCAGAAUCUACAAGGUCUUCAGAACAUUCAGAACUACCAGGCUAUACAGAACCUGCAAGGGAUCCAGACGGUGACCCCUCAAGGUCAGAUCAUCACCAGUGGUGCCACUGUUCCGAACCUGGGUGGAGCCGUCACGUUGUCGUCGACAGGGGCAGUGACUGGCAUCACGCCGACCACUCAGAUUCAGAGCCUCGGCACUCAGCAGAUCGGUCAGUCGACUCAGGCCAUCGGCAACACUCAGAUCAUACAGGCUGGUAAUCAGCAAAUCCCCAUUCAGCAAGACCCGAAUGACCCGACAAAAUGGCAGGUUCUGGCCACAUCACAGGGUUCAACUGUCGGCAGUCUGAGCCCAACACAGGUGGGGCAGCCCGGGCUGGGGCAAGAACCGACCCCCCCGGGACGUCGUUUGAGAAGGGUGGCCUGUACGUGUCCAAACUGCCAGAGUGAUGGAAGGACAACAGGAGACAACAAGAAGAAACAACACAUCUGUCACAUGCCGGGCUGUGGAAAGGUUUACGGAAAAACUUCUCACCUUCGAGCUCAUCUUAGAUGGCACACUGGGGAACGUCCAUUUGUGUGUAACUGGCUGUUUUGUGGGAAGCGCUUUACGAGGUCGGAUGAGUUACAGCGACACAAGCGAACACACACAGGAGAGAAGAAGUUUCAGUGCGGGGAGUGUAACAAAAGGUUUAUGAGGAGCGACCACUUGUCGAAACACAUCCGCACUCACAACGCCAAGAAGAGUGCACAGCAGAACGCAGUUUCCAGUACGCAAGUAGCUGGAGAAGAUGGAGAGAUGGAAGAAAUGGAGGAUGAGGACGAAGCGUUGCCUGAUGGGAUGGUGAUGGUCAGUGCCAUAGAUGAGGAGGGAGACCAGGGGGAGGUGAUGGCGAAAGUCUCCCUCGAAGAGAUGACGGAACAGUUGGAUGAUCAGACAUAAUGGAAUGAUGAGACAUAAGAGAAUGAUCGACAUAAGAGGAUGAUCUAAAAUAAGAGGUCCCUGGUAGAGUCAAUACAGGGAUUGGAACUUGUGUCAGAGGUCAUUGGAAGAUGUAAUACUGACAUUGGGAAAAAGGUCGCUGGUAGACUUAAUAUAGGGAUUGGAACAGAGGUCAAAGGUCGCUGGUAGACAAUACAAGGAUCGGAACAGGUCAAAGGUUGUUGAUUGACUGUAGAUUUGAUACAUGGAUUGGAACAGGUCAAAGGUCAUUCUUUGACUGUAGAUUUGAUACAUGGAUUGUAAAAGGUCAACGGUAGUUGAUUGACUGUAGAUUUGAUACAUGGAUUGGAACAGAAGUCAAAGGUCGCUGAUCAAUAUAGCAUUCUGAGCAAAGAUGAUCAUGGUCAAAGUUAAACAGAAAACGCUACCAUCAGAGGCCUCCAAUGAACGUUCCAGGUCAAAGUUCAUCAGCAUAGAUACUAUCUGCCAGAAUGUGAGAUAAACAUGUAUCGGGUUCACUGAGAAAAGUUGCAGGUCAGAUUUCAUCAGAAGACAUCAGUUGGAAUGUUCUGUGAUCAGAAAUUCAGCAGCUAACAGAUAUAUUUAAUUUCCUUCAGAAAUGGGAUGUAUUAGUCAAAGUUAAUGAAAAACAUGAAUGACAGCAUACAGUGUAUGUAGGUCAAAGUUCAACUAUAAAAGCAGACCUUGACAUGGAAAAAAUUAAAGAGAGAUUAAUUGUUCCAUGUCAUACAGAGCAGUUAACUAUCAGUAUUUGCAGGCCAAAUGCACAGAUCAAAAUGUAGGUCAAAGUUCACCAACAGAUAUGAUGGGCUGAGUUCACCAGUAGACAUAAUAGUUGAAAUAUUAACUUCACAGAAACAAAAGAUAGCAUUGGUUUAAAUACCAUAGAUCAGAGCAGAGGUCACCACCAACAGACACAGGUUAUAGUUACCAGCAUAUGUAAAAUUUAUAUGUCAAAGUUCAUAAGCAUAUUUAGAGGUCCAAGUUGACUAGCAUGCAUACAGAUCAACGGUUAUCAACAGCAUGGUAUCACUUGAAUCCAUAUGCUUACGGGGUGGGGGGGGGGGGGGGGCAGGCUGGCAGGCUGGCUUUUGCCCUAAUUAAAUGAAAAUGCCCGAAUCUUGAUAAUAUUUGUAAAUAUUACCAUUACUACCAAACGGCUAUCUAUAGGGUUGCAAACAAAUCAUUACACUAUAUCUAUAUUUUAAUGAAUGUUUGGUGUGACCAAAUAACUCGCCACACACAUGCAUAAAUCAUCCCUCUAAUACCAACAUUGAAUAAAAUAAAUCUGCAUUUCAUAAAACCACUUGCGCUGCAAUAUUAUUUCAUGUUUUUAAAGCAUAAAAAAACGUGAAUGUGUAUUUCUUGUUGUGCUCUAUAUGAAUGGAGUAAUAUAUUUUAUUUCCUUGAAUACAGUUUGUGACUGUCUAAACUACAUAUACAUUGC